Messenger RNA from Peromyscus maniculatus bairdii (prairie deer mouse), 4727 nucleotides. NCBI's taxonomy places the organism in Eukaryota, Metazoa, Chordata, Mammalia, Rodentia, Cricetidae. The record is from RefSeq and is a predicted model, not a curated record.
GAACCGUUUGCAGCUUAUUUACUGUACAAGUAAAAACCAAAUCCCACCCGUAAUUCUACUGAACCGGGAGCCUAGCCGCUGCCCUCUAUGUCGCAGUACACUGAAAAAGAGCCCUCAGUAAUGGAUCAAGAAUCCAACAAAGCUGCUUGGCCUAAACCAGCAGGAGGAUAUCAGACUAUUACAGGCAGGAGAUACGGAAGAAGACAUGCUUAUGUCAGUUUUAAGCCAUGUAUGACCAGGCAUGAAAGAAGCUUAGGUCGGGCUGGUGAUGACUAUGAAGUAUUGGAACUAGAUGAUGUUCCAAAGGAAAAUUCCUCAGGUUCCAAUUCACUGGAUCAAGUCCAUCCUUCUUUACUCAAUGAACCUACAUUUGAAAAAAGUGAAACAGAAAUUUCCACUUGUGGUCCAGCACUGAAUCAAACCACUGAGAGCAGUCCAUCCAUUGCCACAGUAUGUCCUAGUGAGGAAGUCAGGGAGACUUUAGAAAGCAAUGCGGAUCAUCAUAAUCACACUGAGGCAGAGUAUUAUUCUCCAUCAGUCUGUAAGGUCUCAAGUGUCCAGAAUGGAAUUGUGUUGGUUCCUACUGACUUGAAUAAUCCAGACAGCAAACAUGAUGAGAAGAAUGACUCUCUUCAACUCUCUGCAGAAGCUGUGGAAGGUGGUAGAUGUCAGGAAGUAUUAGGCAGUACAGUGUUUGAGCUGGGAAAUGGAGAAGCAGAGGUGUACGCUGAUCUUUCAUCAUCAGUUCCCUCUCUCAACUGUGAAAUAAGUGAUGAGUUUGAAGAGCUAGAUCCAGCACCUUUAGAGAACAGUUCUACUGGUGAUGCUGAGCUUCUCCAUCAGAAUGGGCAGGAAUUUCAGAGGUCUUCUGAAGAUGGCAUUGUUAGAAAGAGGCAACAAGGUAAUGCUGAUGAGGGAAGACAGACAGAAAAUUCAACUGAAGACGUAGACUGUGUCCCAGGACAUAUUUGUAGUGAACAGAAUACUAGUGGUAGAGCCAACCACCAUGCAAGUUCUCCUGAGCAGGUAGUAAGGCCCAAAGUUAGAAAAGUGAUAAGUUCAAGCCAGGUGGACCAAGAAAUUGGUUUUAAUAGGCAUGAGGCUAAACAAAGAAGUGUUCAGAGAUGGAGAGAGGCUUUAGAAGUUGAGGAAUGUAGUGCAGAUGACCCUAUAAUGAAGUAUGACGACCCUGAUGUAGAACAAGAUUGUAUGUUCUUGACUCCACCUUAUUCAAGAGCUGCACGAAGGGAAGCAGAACAUAAUCGUGCAACAUCAGAAAAUGGAGCCACAGCUUCAGGAAGGCCAGAAGCUCGGGAUAAUUCCUUCUGGAAUGGCUGUGGAGAUUAUUACCAACUCUAUGACAAAGAUGAAGAUAGUUCAGAGUGCAGUGAUGGGGAAUGGUCUGCUUCUCUGCCUCACCGAUUUUCUGGCACAGAAAAAGACCAGUCCUCAAGUGACGAGAGCUGGGAGACUCUGCCAGGAAAAGAUGAGAAUGAACCUGAGCUACAGAGUGAUAGUAGUGGCCCUGAAGAGGAGAACCAAGAACUGUCUCUUCAGGAGGGGGAGCAGACAUCCUUGGAAGAGGGAGAGAUUCCCUGGUUACAGUACAACGAAGUCAAUGAGAGCAGCAGUGAUGAAGGAAACGAGCCUGCCAAUGAGUUUGCCCAGCCAGAGGCCUUCAUGCUGGACGGUAACAACAACCUUGAGGAUGACUCCAGCGUGAGCGAGGACUUGGAUGUGGACUGGAGGUACGUGGCCUCGUUACUACAUGCUCCGGUACUCCUGAGCGGAAUUACAGUGGGAACUGCGUCUGACAGCCUAUUUGAUGGUUUUGCGGAUGGACUAGGAGUUGCUGAAGCCAUUUCUUAUGUGGAUCCUCAGUUCCUCACUUACAUGGCUCUAGAAGAACGCUUAGCCCAGGCUAUGGAGACUGCGCUGGCACAUUUAGAGUCUCUCGCAGUAGAUGUUGAGGUGGCUAAUCCACCAGCUAGUAAAGAAAGCAUUGAUGGGCUUCCAGAAACUCUUGUUCUAGAAGAUCAUACUGCUAUUGGUCAGGAGCAGUGCUGUCCCAUCUGCUGCAGCGAGUACAUCAAGGACGACAUAGCCACAGAGCUGCCGUGCCACCACUUCUUCCACAAGCCCUGCGUCUCCAUUUGGCUCCAGAAGUCGGGAACAUGCCCGGUGUGCCGCCGUCAUUUCCCACCUGCAGUUAUUGAAGCGUCGGCAGCUGCUUCCUCUGACCCUGACGCCCCCCCUGCCAAUGACAAUGCUGCGGAAGCCCCAUAAAGCGUAACAUUGAAAUGCGAUCUGAAUUCUAUCACAGUAAUCUGCAAAUUUCUUCUAAAUCUGAUGUGCAAAUAAUUAUAUAUAAAUAUAUUUAAAAUGCUAUAUAUAGUAUAUGCCAUAGUUUAGAAAGAGAAUAUUAACCUUUCUAAACUGAAUUUAGGUUUGCAGAACAUACUAAACAUUUUCAAGCUGAAUGUUCAAGCAGUGCAUCCAUUUUCUUUAGUUGAAUAUGUUGGUGUUCAUUGUAAAGUCUGUAGUCAUCUCUGUGGCAUAUGUUACUAGUUCUGUCUGAAGUGCUGCCACUAAGAGAUCAUAAUUAAGCUCUCCUAUCCACAUCAGAUGUGAAGACUGUGAUCACAACAGUAGUAAAAUUUGGUUUCGUUGAAAAUAAAUUGAAUUCUAAAGCAUGCUUUUUCACUGGUCCCUUUGCUUUUGCUACAUCGAAACCUCUUGGUUUAUAAUAAUACUGAGAAGGUUAAGAUUAAAGCUUUUCAGAAUGCCAAACAAAGACUACAGCUUUGACCAGAACACCGGAAGAACUUUACAUCUUAGAUGUAAACCUCCUGAGUUGGUUAGGUAAUAAAAUAUUCAAUGAACGUUGGAUGUGUUUAAAGAAAGGUUAGUGAGGUAUGUGAAUAAUCUGAUGUGCUCAGUUCUUGGCACAGUUACAUGUGUUUGGCCUUAUGAAACACUAUCUAAGCCCUUACCCAAUCCGCUUCUACUUGUUAAAUACUUGAAGGUCCAGAACACUCUUGACAUACUUGUUGAAGAAGUUAGAUGUAGUUAGUUUAAGGUAGUUUGGUUUCUGAAAUAUUUUAGAAGGUCUGAAGAUUUGCACAUGGUCAUGUUUGUAACUAUAUCACCCCGAAUAAAAAUUACACAGCUUUUAGGUGACCACAUGGAGUAGGCAAGUCUAUACAGACACGGUGUAAUAGGUAGCUUACAGAUGAGGCCUGAUAUCCACACUAGAGAACAAUGGCUUAGAAGGUACAAUACCAGAGCACAUAGUGAGUGCACAUCUACCUGGUCCACUGCUCAUCUAGUUUCGGGAGUGUUUGAAUAGCUUCCGAAGUGCACAGUUUCAUUUCAUUUGUGUAAUAUCUCUGAGUAUUUAUAUUCGUUCUUUUUUUUCUCCAUUCUUAAAAAUAAAUGAAGUUUCACUGUUGGCACAUUUGAGGCUUAAAUAUAAAAAACAUAACACUUGCAUUCUGAUUUUUGCAUAUAUUGUAAAUGUGGCUGGUAUUUACAGCAAAAUACUGUGUAUCCUUUUAUGGGUAAAACAAAAGUGAACAUUGCAUGCAAGUACUGUGGUGACUUUGUAAUUUCGGGGUUCUCUGGGGCUUCUGUGACUUUGGAUGCUUACAUUCAGGCCUUAAUGUUGCUCUAGCUAGCAUGCUUCCUUCCGAUGUAUAUAGACAACGUUGUAUAAACUAAUCUGCUUGUUUUCUAUUCUGUGAUCUUUCCAUGCCAUAUUUCACUGAUGAUCAGUUAGUGUCAAGAAGUCGUACCAGAUUAACAUUAGUUCUCCUGUGUGUACUGUGGAAAUUUGUGGAUUGUGUGGUUUAUUUGUUUGUUUUCUUUUAUGUACUGUUGAUGAGUUGUGGCACUUACUGAUUAAACUUACAUUGCUGCAGAUUGCUUUGUAACAAGCCACAUGUUAGGUUUAGUCAGUAUUAAGGGACCUUGGUUUUAUUCUCCUAGAUAGCAGCUGUCCCAAAGAAAAUAUUUCUUCUUUGCCUAUUAAGAUUUAGCUAUUCUCUGCCAGUUGUUACGAGGUUUGGUUCCAAACUCAACCAGAGAGUUGAACGUAAGAUAGCUGUUGUACUUUUUGCUUCCCAUCUGUUAGCGUCCUUCAUUGUUGGCUCCCGACUGUGUCUACACAGCUGCUGUGAAGGAGAAUGCUGAAUGAGACUUGCUUUAAAUUUUUUAAAAAGAAAAAUGAAGUUUUAGAACUUUCAUGGUAAGAAGCCAGUAUAAGCUGAGGCUGACAAGUUCAGACCCCAAUGUAUUAUUUGAUCUUAUCUUGGAUCCUUUUGAAAAGUUAAGAAUAUAUGAAGGUAAAUUAGAAAUAGUAAAAAUAUUGAUAAAAUGCCAUUUAUCUUAUUUCUAUUUUUUUUGUUGUGACUUGGCCUAAUAAUUUUAAUUUUUUGAACAUUUUCUCAUUUCUUGUAAGAUGAAUGCUGAUAUUUAAAGUUAGACUCAUGUGGAUUUCUUUUGUGUUUCUUAGUUUAUCUCUAAGCUAACUAACUUUUAAGAUUAUUUGUGAUAUGGAUUUAUAUAUAAGCUGUUAAAUAUAUAUGAGCUGUUAAAAUGGAAUGCAAGGUUUUCAAAAGCCCAGGUCUAACUGUAAUGAUUGGUUUAUUGUUCUACAAUCCCAGCCCACCAUUUUCCGUGUAAAUCAUAAACAAUAAACAGGAUAUACCCGGUGGUCAUUUCUAAUA